Molecule: messenger RNA, 996 nt
Organism: Cladophialophora psammophila CBS 110553
Lineage: Eukaryota; Fungi; Ascomycota; Eurotiomycetes; Chaetothyriales; Herpotrichiellaceae
Exons: 3
Coding region: 1-996 (331 amino acids)
Source: RefSeq, a predicted model, not a curated record
AUGGUCGUUCUCAAACACGCAGCGAUCCUAUUGGCUUCCCUCGCUACUUUGGCUACUGCUUCACCUGCCUCCGCCCAAUGGGGUAAACCCGACGUCUCCGCUAUGGGUGUUGCGCACCGUGGUAACCCUAGUGACGCUGCCACAAACGGUGACGGGAAGGCUCACGAGCACGGCAACUGGCAACACUCGGCAGCAGGGAAUGACGAGGAAGAAGAAAACAAAAACCCUCCAGAAAAGGGAAAAGAUGGUGGAAAAGAAAAUUACCAUCCAGCCCGUGGAGAGGGCGCUCCGCCUGAGCACCGGACCUUUGCUGAGCACAAGGGGGGUGACGCCUCCAAGAGCAAGCCCUCAGUGAAGGAUAGAGAGGAUGAGACCCACAAGCACCAUCAAGCCCGUGAAGAAGAUGCGCCGCCUGGGCAUCGCACACUUGCCAAGCACAAAGGAGAUGAUAGCUCCAAGGACAAGUCCUUAAGAAAGGAUAGAGAGCAUGGUACAUACAAGCAGCAUCAUGCUCGCACAGAAGAUGUGCUCGAGACACUCCGAAGACUAGCCCGGCAAGAAGAUACAGUCGACAAGCAGCCACAAGGCGGUGGUCACGAUCAUCACGCCCACGGCCACGAUCAAACGAUGGAGCAUGGGUCGCAUAAUCACACGGAAACUGGUGGGCACACAAAGGGCGAACUCCACGAGGCCCGGGCGGCAAGUCAAAAAGGUGUCUAUGAGUGUGCAAACGCAAACUGGCUCCAUCCAUGUGUAUGGACACCACUAAAGGAUGGGCAGUGCUAUAACAGGUUAUAUGGACGCUACGGCUCCAUGGGCCCUGAUAACGGCCUAUCCUGCACUAUCUACGAAGCCCCAGAUUGCAAUGACCACGGCUGGAACACAUGCGGGCCGUUUGUAUGGCCAGGGAUCGCGGACUACCAGAAGAGCCACCUGCUGCUUUACCACGGGAUGGCCGAUGAUGGUCCGUUCAGCAUCAAGUGCAAGUCUACUUAG